AUGCAGUGCACCUGCACAGAAACGAACACGGAGGAUGGCAGACCGCGGUCUACUGGAAGCCAAAAGUGCAACUGCGCGCAGGACCACGGGUGCCAGGAUAUGACGAGUAGCCAAGUAGCCGAGAAGACGGGCAUCUUCGGCCAUGAAGCGGCCUUCGGCUUGGCAUUGGCCCACACACUGGCUCAGGGUGAGGAUGCCAUGCCACAUCUGCCCGAUGGCAAGGCCAGUGGACCUUCCUUCAUCCCCACUGAUCAUGACUUUGUUUUCAAGACGCGGCGAAAGGCGGAGCCACGUACGCACAGGAUACUGAGCAUCCGCUUGAAUUUCUUGCCAUUUCGCUGGCAGAGCAGCUAA
Molecule: messenger RNA, 354 nt
Organism: Symbiodinium natans
Lineage: Eukaryota; Dinophyceae; Suessiales; Symbiodiniaceae
Source: the annotation of a GenBank genome assembly